CGGAAGCACUACAUUGACUGUUGGUGGCAUUGUGGGUAGGCGGAAAAAGGCUCCAAAAGGUGCACUAAAGCGACAAACGCACGUUGCAGAGUUGCCCCAGAAGAAACUCUUGUAAAAGAUAAAACUGCGUUUUUUUGACAAAGUCAAGGUAAGCGUCUUUAGAUAUAAGAUUAAGUCACGUUAUUGUGUAGUUUACCCUACGGUAGACUUUUUGUUUGUUUAAUAAAGAAGCCCAUUCAUUCAGUCGGCCAUUAUGGCUCCGUCGGCUCUUCAUGGAAGUUUGUGUCUUUAGUCUAAAAUCUAAAGCGAAUAUCUAAAUUGGGAGCUGAAACGUACCAAAAACAAAUUUUGUCCUUUUUUAUCUUCAGAUAAGUAAAUGGUACGAGGUAAUUGAGUUAGUUAAAGCCUUUCAUUGUUUGUUCUUAAGGAAAAAGACUAUGAGCUAUUAGUAGCAAUUGCAGCUCAUGUCGGCCACCGAUCGGGUAAAUGUGACUGUUUUUACAAAGUUAUUUGUUAUCUAUUAAGAUGAAAUGACAGAAUUACCUUUAUGAAUCCAAAAAUAACUAUUCACCAACUCUAUGUGAAGUUUAAAGCAACAUUAUUUUCGUCUCAGGACCAGAAACGUGCUAGCUCGACUAGCUUUACACUCAAACAGAUUUUCAUUCACAGAACAAAACAAUAUUGGAGAUAAAAUUAAAGCUUUUACCUCAAACGAAGAGCGACAUUGUGUAGAAUAUUUCAGGACAAUGGUAGACUAUUAUUAACGUGACCUUAUUAUACUCCAGAGUGACACAUUUCCUGAUCAGUUUGUUUUUAUUUUUCAGAAAGCUUUUGGAAAAUGUCUAUCGGCGUCCCAAUCAAGGUCCUGCAUGAAGCAGAGGGACACAUCGUGACCUGUGAGACCAACACUGGCGAGGUGUACAGGGGCAAGCUGAUCGAGGCCGAGGAUAACAUGAACUGCCAGGUUGGUCUCUGAAACCAGGAUUCAUGAAUACAUGUAAUCUCUCUAUGAUUAAACUACAGUGUCUUUUAGCAACAGUCUUUAAGUUAAUAAAGUGUUGGCAUCGUCAGGGGUGCGAGUGUGUCCCCCAGAAGUUUGUAGUUCCAGACAUUUUAUUCCUGCAUUGGUUUUACUUUAUAAUGGUUUUUGCUCAUCAUAGUGACAAAAGAUAUAAAGUCUGUCUGUACAGUUCACAACAGGUCCGAUUUAGAAAGGGGAGCUGCUGACUCACUAUGAGCAGCACACACAGAAACAAUGUUUUACGAUUGGACUGUAAAGUACACAUUUUUUCUGAAUUACAACCUGCCCUUCUGUUUCUCUCUAGUGUAUAUUUUCCUCCUCUUACAAUCCUCAUUAGUAGUACAAUUUAUUAAAUAAGGAAAACCACAUCGCCCUUAGCAAAAAGUUUCACUCUGCCAUAACAGAACAGGUGAGUUGUGUAUAGGAAGCCUGAGACUUGGUUUUGAUGACAGUGCAAAACAACACCCCCUACAACUUAAACAAAGAAACAUCAUUAAAGGAAUCAUGCUGCAGUCUGCACUCAAGGAAAGACGUGAUGGUGGUCUCUUCUAGAGGGUACAGACACUACUUGUGCACUCAUGCUUAGAGGCACAGGGUCAAGGCUGGUCACACACUCUAUUAUCAAUUCUGAGUGGUGAUUGUAUUCACGUGUAAAAAUGCAAAGAAUCUUCUGUAUAAUAUUCUUGGGUACUUUGGUACUAUCUGUGUGUGGAAAACUCUAAACUAGGCUAUAGUCAACCGUCUUAUCUGCCAGCUAGUUUAGAUUUUUAGAUUCACCUAUUUGAUGUCCCGUCUAAUCGAACAUAAUGAUUAUACUCACCCAACAGAUCCUUACUUGAUUAUGCUCGUCAGUUACUUCAGGCAUAGCUGUUAAUCAUUCCCUGUGUAGACUGAAGAAUCAAAAGCAGAGCUGGACGUCUCAACAACUGUCACAUAAACUGGAAUGUUCUUGUGUUUUAAGCUAAGCCGCAGUUGGCAUAUUAGGUUGUUGCUAACAUAACACUCUUUUUUUUCCCCUUUCUUUGCAGAUGUCCAACAUAACAGUGACAUAUCGUGAUGGCCGAGUGGCACAGUUGGAGCAGGUGUACAUCCGUGGCAGCAAAAUCCGCUUCCUCAUCUUGCCUGACAUGUUAAAGAAUGCUCCUAUGUUGAAGAGUAUGAAGAAUAAGAACCAGGGGUCUGGAGCCGGAAGAGGCAAGGCAGCUAUCCUCAAAGCACAAGGUGAGGCGACCUUCUCUCAUCCAGCAUCUUCAGAGGGAUUUAUGAGAAUUUGGGUUUCUGUGAACUUCCUUAUCUUGCUUAAAGCUUAAAUUUACUGACGAUAAAAAGAGCAGAACUGCUCCCGGGUCUUUCAGGUGCUCCUUGGAUACUUCAGGCUGGUUGUCGUCUUGUAAAAGGGUAGCUGCAUGAGUAAAUAAGAAAACUUUGUCAAAAAAAAAAAAACCAAAACUGCUACGGUCCUUUUUUAAAAAAAAAAAAAAGAAAAAGAAGAUUCAAAGGCACAGGACCACUGAUGGAAAAAUAAAAUGUCAUUGCUUAGAAGUAUGCAUUUUACAUUUACACCUGUUGUCUCAAUAUUCCUUUAACGAACAUAAGGUACCUUCAAGAUUUUAAUACAUUGUAUUAUUUGUAUUGUAAGGUGUUUGUAUAUUUAACUGUCCUGGUUGUAACGUACCCUUAAUUUUCCUUUUCAGUGGCUGCAAGGGGUCGGGGUCGUGGUGGAAUGGGAAGAGGCAACAUCUUCCAGAAGAGGCGAUAACUGUUCCAGCUGUGUUGAAAUUUUGCUUUUGUAUAGUCCUUUUUGUUUUUUUUUAAUCUCGUCUUCUUUGGAUUGGAUAUCUUGGGUAUUGUUUGCCAUGUUAUACUUUGGAGUCAUUUUCUUUAAUUUCAUUUUUUAUGAAAAUAAACAUAUUUCAAUUUGA
Messenger RNA from Xyrichtys novacula (pearly razorfish), 2943 nucleotides. The record is from the annotation of a GenBank genome assembly. NCBI's taxonomy places the organism in Eukaryota, Metazoa, Chordata, Actinopteri, Labriformes, Labridae.